Oryzias melastigma (Indian medaka) is the source of this 4563-nucleotide messenger RNA. RefSeq names its product KN motif and ankyrin repeat domains 3 (gene kank3). The coding region runs from base 240 to 3185 and encodes 981 amino acids. Gene Ontology annotation, biological process: negative regulation of actin filament polymerization. Lineage: Eukaryota; Metazoa; Chordata; Actinopteri; Beloniformes; Adrianichthyidae. The record is from RefSeq and is a predicted model, not a curated record. The transcript has 12 exons. Gene Ontology annotation, cellular component: cytoskeleton; cytoplasm. Gene Ontology annotation, molecular function: protein binding.
UUGAUUGACAGAUUCUCGGACCAAUCACUGCUUGCUAACGCCGUCUGGUCCCAAAAUGGCAAAAUCAGGCGAUAUCCGUACAGCAGAAAAACGGUGACUGAAUUGACUCCAUUUCGUUGGAACCCGAGGGGAGUGUGGAGCGAAAACAAGCCUCCAGCUGCUUGAGUCUGUCCCCGAGCGGCUGCAGGAGCCAGAUGCUGAACUGAAGCUGCGAGCACUGCAAGGUUACACUCCUGAAAAUGACCCAGUCGGUUCAAGUUAACCCAAAGAUGCCUGAUUUAGGCUCCAAGUUCCUUUACUCCAAUCAAGAAGAAGCUGACCAGUCUGGCUCCUAUUCUGUUCAGACUCCAUAUGGUUUCCAGCUUGACCUGGACUUUCUCAAAUACGUAGAGGAAAUAGAAAGUGGGCAUAACCUGCGCCGGGCUCCUGUCAGUUCCCGGCGUCCUGGACGUGGGAUUAAACUUUCACAGAGGAGUGCGAGUGUUGGGGGGCGCACCAGUGGAUGGACAUCCACAGAAUCGCUCGCAUCCCCUGCUAGUGAAGAUGGCAGAGCUCCUCCCCCUCCACCGCCACGUAACCGCCUCGGCUCAGCACCAUGUGAGGUGCUCUCGCUGUCCCCCGCAACUCUUGCCAGCUUCCCUUCCAUUUCUGCCAAAGUACCGCCGCCUCCGCCACAACGCAACCCAAGAGUUGAGCGAACUCUCCUGGAAACCAGCCGGCGGCUCCAGCAGGAGCAGACUCACCAACACCAGAAUGGCGGUCGCCUCCAGCUCGCAGAACCUCCCAAACAGCUCACAGCUUCUCCAUCUACGCUGGUGGUUCAGAGCAGCUGGACCAAACCCAGUCCUCAGACCUCUGGCCGCAGCACUCCUGCUGCCGGGACGACGGUGACCCCAGUCCCGCCUAGCCAACUGCAGACAGUCAGAGAGCAGAUGGCCAUUGCUCUGAAGCAGCUGAAAGAGAUGGAGGAAAGGGUAAAAGGCGUUCCUGCGCUGGAGAAAGAGGUCGCUCAUCUCCGUGCAGAGAAAGACAUGCUUCUGCUAGCACUAGAGGAAAAGAAAGCAGCUCCAGAGUUCAUCCAGCAGAAGCGACCGUCUGCAGAGUCCUCCACUCAAACCACAGAGACCCUGCAAGUGGACCUCAGUCAACCGACCUCACCAACCACAGCUGCACACAAAAGGUUUUCAAAACCCAGUGAGCUCAAACGGUUGACAGAGAAGUUUGAGGUAAAGGAGCAGAAAUCUCCCCAGAUGUUUUCCAAGUUAAACACCCCAGAAAAAGCAGUUGUUCAAAAGAAAUCGGUGGCUGUUGGGGACACCGUACCAAUGUCUUCUAUUGUUUUCUACUACAGCCAUAAUGUAAAAGAUGCAGCGGUGGGCACUGAGGUGAAUGUGAAUGAGAAAUGCACAGGAACUGAUGCACCUUUGGUUCAGGAGCAGGAGAUACAAGCCCAAGUAAAAACAGAAGAGGCGGAGGUUUGGGUCGAGGAAUCACUACUCGGGUUGAGCACCGAUGCACAGCGGGAGAUUGACGCUCUACAAGACACUGUUAAACUCCAACAGGAGUCCAUCGCAGCUCUUGAAGAUCGCUUGACUGCAGCCAACAAAGACCUGGGAGUUCUCAGAGCGCAAAUUAUUGAAAAAACCUCCAAAGUCACGUUUGAGAAAGGAGUUCUCGCCAAACCAGACGUGAGAAACGUCCAGCUGGAGACGUUGACGCCUGCGUUAAAGGAUGCUGCGGUUCUGUGUCGGCCAGACGUGACGGAUACAUGUGUAGGAAAAGAGACGGAUCAGAGUGAACAGGGCAUCCAGACUGACGCAGUGACGGCUCCAGAGCCAACUCCUGUUGAACAGGUCAGCAUCGGGUGCCAGUGGGAGAACUUGGCUGAAGAAAACGCAGAGGAGCCGAAAGUUACAAAGAAGAGACAACUGACCAUCCAUGAAUACAAAGUCUCAGCUGAAGAAGAGGUCGUAGGUGUUGAGAGAAAAGAGGAAGGUUCCAGUGAAGAAACUUCUGCCUCCGAGAAUAAGACAGGGAUGCUGAAGUCGAUCAUGAAGAGGAAGGAUGGAAGCACGUCCAGCGACAGCAACUCUGCUGGCAAGAAGAGCCUGCAGUUUGUUGGUAUCCUAAAUGGAGGGUAUGAAUCUACUUCCAGUGAGGAAGAAGAGGAGGAGGAAGAGGAGGAAGAUGGGAGCUCUUCUGGAGAAAGUGGAGAGGGCGAGAUAUUGGAUAGCACAGAGGAGGACGAGGCACCUCUGGAGGAAGAAACGUCCGAAGAGGAGAGAAACGUCAACUUGGAUGAAAGUGACACAGAUGAAGAAACGCUGCAAACAGCAAAUUAUUCCCCCGAUGCUGUGAAAGAAAAGUUUGAGUUCAGCUCAAAAAUGCGAGAAGCCUGCCUCAUUCUGAAGAACCAUUUGAACGAUGACGUCAAAACACUGAAGAGUAAGGAAGUGCUGUCCAGCACUCACACUGUCCAGCUGGAGUGGUUCAGAAUCUCCAGCGCAAAGACGGCGCAGCCGCCGCGCGUGUCCGACUACCUGAUGGCGUUCUCAGAAGUGUCGUCGGCUCUGCUGGAGCAUGUGGUCAACAUGACCGAUGGCAACGGGAACACAGCUCUGCAUUACAGCGUCUCACACUCCAACUUUCACGUCGUGCGAUUGCUGCUGGACACAGGUGUGUGCUGCGUGGAUAAGCAGAACAAGGCGGGCUACACCGCCAUCAUGCUGGCUGCGCUCUCAACUGUGAAGGAGGAGGAGGACAUGGCGGUAGUCAAGAAGCUCUUCAGCCAAGGCAACGUCAACGCCAAAGCUAGUCAGGCGGGCCAGACGGCGCUGAUGUUAGCGGUGAGCCACGGUCGUCAGGAGAUGGUGCGAGCUUUACUGGAGUGUGGCGCCGAUGUCAACGUGCAAGACGACGAGGGAUCCACGGCUCUGAUGUGUGCCAGCGAGCACGGCCGUGCUGAAAUAGUCAAAUUACUCCUGGAGCAACCUGGAUGUGACAUCUCCAUCGUGGACAACGAUGGCAGCAAUGCUCUGUCCAUUGCUUUGGAGGCGGCUCACAACGACACGGCUGUGCUCCUUUAUGCCCAUAUGAACUACGCCAAGGCCCAGGCUGUCGCGGGGAGUCCAAAGACUCAGGCGAGGAGCCCAACCAGCCCCCACAAGUCCUGGCCUGCAGAAUAACCCCCCAAUGUGCUGCUGUCUGAGGCAGACAACAGCUGAUUUAACUGGAUCUGGGCUGAUAAAAGCUUCACUGGAACUUCUAGAAGCACAUAUGUAUUUAUAUAUUGUCAUAUGUUCUGCAUUUAUAGCCAUUGUUAAUAUGAGAAUCUUAUUUUUCCAUAAAGUUUUGAUAUUAUAUCCCUUAGUUUUAAGAUUUUAUGAGAAGUAUCUAAGUGUAUUGUUUGCACACAUAUAACAUUUAGGUGUUAAUGGGGAGAAUAUAAAGAUUUAUUGGACUAUAAUCAUUUAUUUGGCUGCUGAAAUGAGUCAGUAAUGCAGAAAAAAAAACGAAAAAAAACGUCACUUUCCUCAGUACUGGCUUAAGCCACGUAAAAAAUGACGCAAUGAAUUUAAUACGAACUGAAAUAGAAAACUUGGUUAACAGCGUGUACUGCUGCUCACUUUGAAACCAAUUAGGGACCAAAUAUCCAUUUUUUGAUGUUAUCCUUAUUUGUUAUGCUUUAAACCUUUGAGCAAAAAAUGCUUUACUCUCUUUGUUGUAGGUAUGAACAUGUUAUUCUAAACGCUGUUACAUCAACUAAUCUGACUUAUUUAAACCCCUUCAAGUCAUGCUGUAUUUGUGUAGAAAUACAUUUAAUUUCUGUAAAUGUGAUCAUUUACAUCAAAAGCAGUAAAUGUCAUAAUACUCACUUCUUUGAUGUUUCAUGUGAAAAACAUAAACUUGUUUUCUUUUUUCAUAUUUAAAAGGUUCAAAUAAAUGAAUUAUAUCCCUAAAUAGAAUUUAAAUAUCUGUUUCCAAAUUUUAAUGUUCAUUUUUUUUUAUCUUUAUCCUCUGACAUUGUUAUGUAAUAUUCCAUUUAACAUUUCCUCUUUGCCUCUUGACAGAAGAUCCAAAUGUAAUGGAUGCAUCAUUUAUGAAUGAAUUGUAAAGAUAUAAGAUGAGAUUUAAUCAAAGCAAGAGGAAAACACAUUUUUUGUCCUUUUAUGCUCAGUUAUGUGUUCAGUAUUAUUAAAUUUAAAGUUUGACUCUUCAAAAAACUAGGCAAGUCCAAUAACGGGAAUUGCUUUUGUUUUUUCCAGUUAUACUGUUUGUAGUUUUUAGCCUCCAUAGGUCAAAUGCUAAAGUUUAGGAUCUGAUAGACCUUAUUGAGUUCUUUUAACUUCUCAGACUGCAUCAGAAUGAGUUUGUGUACAAAACUAGACCCGAUAAAGAGCAAAGACGCCCAAAAAUUGAUCAUUUUGGGAAAAUAUUAAAAUAUUGGAGGGAAAAAAUGUGUUCCUACCCAAUUCUGUUGCAUAUGAAUAAUGCAUUUAUUUAUGUUCAAGAGUUUAUAAAAAAGUUAAAUAAAGUUGUGGCUAAACACAAAAACACACACAA